This is a messenger RNA of Schizosaccharomyces octosporus yFS286, 2609 nucleotides long. RefSeq names its product oxidoreductase. Gene Ontology annotation, molecular function: oxidoreductase activity. NCBI's taxonomy places the organism in Eukaryota, Fungi, Ascomycota, Schizosaccharomycetes, Schizosaccharomycetales, Schizosaccharomycetaceae. Gene Ontology annotation, cellular component: cytoplasm. The record is from RefSeq and is a predicted model, not a curated record. The transcript has a single exon. The coding region runs from base 466 to 2172 and encodes 568 amino acids.
UAAACAACACCUCAAAGGAAUUCUCCUUCCGAGUACACUGACCUUUUUGCUCAGCGUUAAAGCAGUCAUAACAAAAGUGCUUAAAAAACCAAUUGUUUGAAAAAAAAGUAAAGAUUGUAGUAAGGAAGUGACUCUGGGUUGACUGAUCAUCUUUGGAAUCAUCCCAUUCUUCUGUGGUUUUCUCUUCUUUUUGUUUCACGUAGCGACUGAUUCAAUAUAAAUUGCAGAACCUUUCCUCUGGUGAACAAAGAAACUAUAUUUAAUAUUGGAACGAUUGAUUUGAAUAUCUUUAUUCUUAUUCUGAAACUUUCCGGAUGUAUCGUUUUUAUUGAACAAUUUGAAUCUGUCGUGUCAUUGCUAUUGUCAAACAAGUGCUAUAAUUUAUUCUUAUUUCCAUUCUUUUAAAAAAUCUCUUUAAUCAUCUAAUUUAUAUAUAGAUUAUAUUGUCUUAUUUGUGAACUUAUAAUGGAGUCAGGAAAAAAGCCAUGCAUCAGUAUUCUUUGCAUUGGGAACCCAGCUAUUACUACUUUGCUAGGCUGGAGACUUCAACAAAGUACAUCGGCUACUUGUCAGGAAACGAUUUUAUUCUUUAAUAUCCCUGAUGCUCCUAUUUCUCCACUUACGAUUCAUUCUAAGCCCUUUGGUGUCCGAAAAUAUCGACCAACAUUUUCUGCGAACAAAAUCAUUGAUCUUGCAAAUGAAGGUAAAGUUUUCGAUUACAUCCUUGUUUCUAUCAAGCCUUGCCCUCAUUCGUUUAAUCUGCCGUCGGUCAUUGAGCCGGUGGUCACAAAAGGACAUACUUGUAUUGUCUACAACACCACUGGAUCAAUUGGGAUCGAGGAAACUUUCUUUAACCACUUUCCAGAAAAUCCUGUUUAUCCCUUUUCAUUUCACUCAGGAAUUGUCCAAAGAGAUGUCAAUGAAUUUCAUCACGGAGAAAACACCCCUCUAUACUUAGGAAAAUACGGAAAUUCUAGAGAUAAUGAUAAAUUAGAACUUCUCUCUAGCAUUUUGAGUAGUGGUGGAGUUAUGUGCGAGAUAGUGGAUUCACUUAUUCUAUUUCAAUUAGAUGACUUAGCUUUCCCUAUUUCCCUGUUUCCCUUGACCGUCUUAAUGCAAAAUCCGAACGCAGCUAAACUUUUGCAGCAACAGGAGGUUCUUAGCCUCCACAAAUGGAUUUUACUAGAGUUAGAUUCCAUUGCUAACGUUUUUGAUGGAUCUAUUGACAUCAAAAGGGUUUCAAAGCAGCGGGAGUCGUUCCUAGGAUAUGCGUCAGCAAACCCCAUGUACAAGGAAUAUAUACAGCAUAAACCCAUGGAAUAUGUAUCAAGCUUGCGGUACUUGGUUCAGUUAGCUGCUAAUCAUGAUAUUAAAGUCCCUUAUAUGCAUACCUUAAGCAUUUUACUUUCGAAUAUUCAGCCUCCAGCAUUACUAGCAAAUCAUCGUGUUCCUUCUGAUUUGCCAACUCGGCCUACCACAGUCCCUUUGAAAAAUAAGGGAACUAACAGUUUGAGGCAUCCCCAGCCAAUUACGAUGUCUGCAGACAGGCUCAAUUCGAUGCCUACCCCACGCUCAUCGACGGCAACGUUUACGGAAGCUCAGAAGGGUCAUAUUGGUGCAGUUCCACCAUCACCGGCGAACACCUUGAAGGCACGUGCAAUGUCUUCAGACAACAUGGAUAUGCUUUCACUUACAAAUCGCCGUUCCCGUCGUUCCCUUCACUCUUCGUCACUUGUCCAAAUUCAGCAAUCUUUAAAGAAGUCGUUUGAUGGAUUGGGAAACUCUUAUGACCAUCGAUUUUCUCGUAAGGUCUUACCAAACCAAAGUCCUGGUAACCAUAAGACACGCAUAAUGGGUGAAGGUAAAGAAGCACUAUCCCAGACUCCUUCAUCGUCUGGAUCUCCUAGAGCAGGCUAUUAUAAUGAUACAGAGCCAUCAACACCAUCGGCAACUUACGGAGCAGGCAUGUCUCGACCGAACUCAAAUUCUGCAAACUCGCAACAUGAAGAUGUGGAAGGUGAAUCUGACUAUUUUACCAUUAUGAAUCAUCCUAAGAACGAGACUAAUUCUCGAAAAAAAUCUAUGCAGUCGGAAACCUCUAUGAUGACAGUAAUACCUUCUGCAGUGCGUCGUUUUCCGUUGACUCGAAAGAGUACUCAUGUAAAAUCCUAAGGGAUUCUAUACAUAGUUCGAAAUUAACCAUGAUCUUUGCGGCUUUCUUUUUUUUUCUUUCUUUUUUUCGAUUUCUUCUCUUUCUUUUGUAUGACGAUUUUGCAAAAAAUUCACGCUUUUAUGCCAACAAAUAAAGGAAAAUGUGACAUUUAUUUAAAAACCAACUCAAUGAAGGUGUAUGCUGCUUAUCCUUUAAUGUGUUAAUCAUUAAUCUGGCAUUAUUAUCUCGAUCCUGAUUUUAUGCCAAUUGAAACGUUUACCGAAUUAUAUUCUCUCAUUCUUUCUUUUUUCAUUUAUGCAUUACAUUAGAUUUACUACUUUAUGUAGGCUUCCUUAAAAUACUAAAAAGCGCAUUUAUUUCUUCUUAAUGAUAUAAUUCUCCUUGCUUAGCUUUUCUUUACAGUCUUCAAACGAUUGUUCUCUUGCUCAGUACGGUU